Brienomyrus brachyistius is the source of this 1637-nucleotide messenger RNA. It is a transcript of the gene khk, whose product is annotated as ketohexokinase. NCBI's taxonomy places the organism in Eukaryota, Metazoa, Chordata, Actinopteri, Osteoglossiformes, Mormyridae. The transcript is spliced from 8 exons. Gene Ontology annotation, molecular function: ketohexokinase activity. Gene Ontology annotation, biological process: fructose metabolic process. Bases 305 to 1207 code for a protein of 300 amino acids. The record is from RefSeq and is a predicted model, not a curated record.
AAUAAACAAGUUUCGAUUUUCGUUAGCAUGUGAAAGAACUCUAACGUUACAGGAAUUCAGUUGUUAUUGCUUAUCUUUACAUUUUCUAGAUCUCAUGCAUUAUAUAAAAUAUAAAGAAACAUCUGUAAAAUAAUUAUGUUUGUUGUACAACACAAAUUAUGGGAUCGAAGGUAUUUUUAAACCCUAUGGGAUCACAUGAGAAUUUAUAUAUCGCCCUUUACUGACGUUGAGUGGAAAGACAAAACACGCAAGGGCAAGUCGCAAUUCAAAGUCCAAAUUCCAGGUUCAAUUACGUGAAGCCAACAUGGGGGAUAAAAAGAUUUUGUGCAUUGGAUUGGUAUGUCUAGAUAUCAUUAAUGUUGUGGACAAAUAUCCGGAAGAGGAUACUGACACCAGGUGUUUGUCACAGCGUUGGCAGCGAGGAGGUAAUGCUUCAAACUCCUGUACAGUACUGUCCCUCCUUGGCGCGCCAUGUGCAUUCCUAGGGUCCCUUGCACCUGGUCCCGUGGCAGACUUCGUCUUUGCGGACUUCCUCAGGUACAACAUUGACAUCUCCUUGCUGGCGGAGCAUGCAGAAUGCUCCUUCCCAGCUUCUGUAGUCAUCAUCAAUGCGAGAACAGGCAGUCGUACCAUUCUGCAUAUGAACAGGAACCUCCCAGAUGCGUCAGUGGAGGAUUUUGCCAAGGUGAACUUGGCUGAGUACAAGUGGAUUCACUGGGAGGGCCGGAAUGCAUCGGAGCAGGUGAAAAUGAUUCAGCAAGUCGAAAAGUACAACAGCACUGUUCCAGAACCGUGCAGAAUCACCAUUUCGGUGGAGAUUGAGAAGACAAGGGAGGAGCUGUAUCAGCUAUUUCCUUAUGGAGAUGUGGUUUUCGUGAGUAAGGAUGUGGCCACUCACAUGGGGUUCUGCAGUGCUGCAGAUGCCCUGAGAGGAUUGUACGGGCGUGUGAAGAAGGGGGCUCUGCUGAUUUGUGCCUGGGCAGAGAAGGGAGCUGAUGCCAUGGGUUCUGAUGGGAUACUGGUCCACUCCGACGCCUUCCCUCCCCCAGCCCUCGUGGACACCCUGGGAGCAGGAGACACUUUCAAUGCGUCCGUUAUCUACUCACUCUCAAACGGUAAAGCCCUACAGGAGGCACUGUCAUUUGGUUGCCAGAUUGCAGGCAGGAAGUGUGGAAUCCAUGGAUAUGAUGGUAUUGUAUCAAAAUAAUAGUCUCCGGUGACUAUGGAGUGGGUCAUGGCAAUUUCUCAUCAGUCUCACAAGAAAGGACUUUUACAAGAUACUGCCUUGUGUUGGAAAAAAAUGACAAGAGCAGAGCAAAUGCAUGCAUGUGUGCAGUGGAGGCACAAGUAACCUUGCAUCUUUGUUUAUUUUUUCCAGUGGACCAGUUAGUUUGCUGUUAUAACUUAAGGCAUUUUUUUUUGUCUCAAUCAAUGAAUUCUGUCUUUUGCAGUAAAUGAGCCAUUUGAUUGAUGCACAUUGUAAGGGGAAAUAUGUGACCCUCUAAAAGGACCAGGACAAGUAGGAUUUUUCUGCAGUUUAAUAUUGACCUGCUUGCUACUAAGACCUAAAACUUGAAAAAGCAUUGUGCCAGUUUUAUGAUAAAAAAAAAAUAAAAUUAUUUUAGGGAGCUGUUAAA